CAUCAUAGAUUAAAUAAUGAAGUCGAGCAUGGAGACCUUUUUGUAAUAUAAUAUACAACUGGACAACUAAUAAUACUAAAAACACAACACGUUGUUUACUUUGAAAACUCUUCUGCUAUGCUGACUGACAAGUCUCUUCUCUUAGUUUUCUUUCAGUCUCCAUUGUUUUAUUUUAUUUUUUUUAAGUUUCAGUCUCCAUUGUUGUUUCUUCUCCAACCUCCCAUUUUAUACUCUGGGUUGCCGUCUCCUGGCAAACUUGACACGGUUUUGGCCGGCCAUAAGAUGAAGAGAUAAGAUUUGUAUGUCCUUUAAGUUUCAGUUAUAUGGGUGUUUUUGGUUUUAGUUAUCAAUGAGAAAUCUAUCAUCAUGGCCUUUUUUUAUCGUCUUUUUAGCAUUUGGGAUCUGUGUAGUUUUGGUGUCUGGCCAGUGUCAGGGUAAUCAGCAGUCAUGGUUACUCCAACUCAAGAACAAUCUCAUAUUCAAUUUUACCUUAUCUGUAAAUCUGUCUCAGUGGAAUCAGAACACAGAUUGUUGUAAUUGGAGUGGUGUAGAUUGUGAUGAGGCCGGACGUGUUAUUAGUCUCAACUUAAGCAAUGAAUCGAUCUCCGGUGGACUUGAGAAUGCAAGCGGUCUGUUCAACCUUCAAUAUCUGCAGAGGCUAAAUUUGGCUUUCAACAAGUUCGAUGCAACUCAAAUUCCAUCCAGGUUGGCCAAUCUCACGCGUUUGACUUAUCUGAAUCUUUCUAAUGCUGGCUUCGCAGGACAGAUUCCCAGUUCGAUUUCGAGCAUGACUAAGUUGGUUAUACUUGAUUUGUCAAGUCUUAUCUUCACAGGAUCUUCUGUCCUGAAGCUCGAGAAUCCAAACUUGGGCACGUUUCUGCAGAACUUGACAGAGAUUAGAGAACUGUAUCUUGAUGGCGUAAACAUAUCAGCCCAGGGAAAUGAAUGGUGCCAAGCUUUAUCCUUUUCACUGCCCAGUCUGCAAAUUUUGAGCAUGUCCAACUGUUUUCUUUCAGGCCCUGUAGAUUCGUCCCUUGGAAAACUUCAGUCACUCUCAGCAAUUCGUUUGAAUCAGAACAAUCUAUCGUCCCAAGUUCCAGACUUUUUGGCGAAUUUCCCGAAUUUGACCUCCUUGCAUCUCAGUAAUUGUGGGCUGCAAGGUACAUUACCAGAUAAGAUACUGCAGCUACCAACGCUGGAGUCUCUUGAUUUAUCACUUAACAAUUUACUUCAGGGAUAUUUGCCACACUUUCCUCCAAAUAAUUCUCUUCAAAUCUUGAUUCUCCAAGAAACAAGUUUGUCGGGGCCACUUCCAGAUUCCAUUGGAGAGCUUAAAAAUUUGUCGAGAUUAGAGCUGGCAAAAUGCAAUUUCACUGGACCAAUUCCCACAUCAUUGGCUAAUCUCACCCAACUUGUUUAUUUGGACUUGUCAUGGAACAACUUCACUGGUCUAGUCCCACCUCUUCAUAUGUCCAAAAAACUCUCCUAUCUAGAUCUCUCUCAAAAUCAUUUGAGUGGUGCAAUCUCCUCCACUGAGUGGGAACAGCUUUUGUAUCUUGCUUAUGUUGACUUAGGGAACAAUUCACUUGAAGGAAGAAUCCCCUCAUCUCUGUUUUCAAGGCCAUCGCUGAAGCAGCUUCAGCUAUCCAACAACCAAUUGGAGGGCCAAGUUCCUGAAUUUUUAAAUCCAUCCACCUCCUUUUUGGAUAUCCUUGAUCUAUCUGCCAACAGAUUAGAAGGGCAUAUUCCUAUGUCCAUCUAUGAACUCAAACAACUGAAUAUCCUCUUACUUUCUUCCAACAAGUUCAAUGGCACUGUUCAGCUAGAUAUGGUUCAUAAGCUUAGCAAUCUCACUAGGCUUGACUUUUCAUACAACAGCUUAGUAGUGAAUGCUAGUAGUGGUAGCUCUUUCCCUCCCAAGAUUAGCACAUUGAAGUUGGCUUCUUGCCACCUAAGAAUGAUUCCUGACCUAAAGAACCAAACAAACCUAUAUUAUUUAGAUCUUUCUGACAACCAAAUCUCUGGACAAAUACCAAACUGGAUGUGGCAAGUAGGUAAUGGCAGUCUCACCCAUCUAAACCUUUCACAUAAUCUCCUGGUGGGUCUGCAAGAACCAUAUAAUCUUUCCAAUCUCAGUGUCCUUGACCUACACUUCAACCAGCUCCAAGCAGAUAUCCCAAAGCCACCAAUCAAUGCAUAUGUGGAUUACUCAAGCAACAAAUUUUCUUCCAUGACAACUGACAUUGGAAAUUUACUCCCAUUCACCAUAUUCUUUUCCCUGUCUAAUAAUUCCCUCAGGGGAACUAUCCCUGAAUCAUUAUGCAAUGCUACAUACCUUCAAGUUCUUGAUUUGUCAAACAAUUCUUUCAGUGGCACAAUACCAACAUGUUUGAUCCAAAAUAUUGAGAGUCUUGGUGUUCUAAAUUUGAGGAGAAACAAACUCACAGGCACUGUUCCAGAUGCAUUUCCAGGAAAUUGUGGAUUACAAACUUUAAAUGUCAACAAAAAUCAUCUUGAUGGAAAGGUUCCAAAAUCUCUGGCCAAUUGCACGUUCCUGGAGGUUUUAGACCUGGGAAACAACCGGAUCAAUGAUAUCUUCCCAUGUUGGUUGAAGAAUGUCUCCAGUUUGAGAGUCCUGGUACUGCGAUCCAACAAAUUUUAUGGAAAAUGUUGUCCAGAGAUUAGUGGCUCCUGGUCAAUGCUUCAGAUAGUGGACUUAGCUUCCAACAAUUUUAGAGGACAACUUCCGGCAAAAUGCUUAACAAAAUGGGAGGCUAUGAUGGCUGACGAUGACAAAGCCCAAUCAAAUCUCAAACACCUUCAAUUCGAGUUCUUGAGUCUCAGCCAGUUGUACUAUCAGGACACAGUAAAACUCACCAUCAAAGGUCUAGAGAUAGAGCUAGUGAAGAUUUUAAAUGUUUUCACCUCCAUCGACUUGUCAGGCAACAAUUUUGAAGGGCCAAUACCAGAAGAGAUCGGACGAUUCAAAUCACUCUAUAUUCUCAAUAUGUCACAUAAUGCUCUCACAGGACCCAUACUGUCAUCUCUAGGGAACUUGCGAAUGCUGGAAUCGUUGGACUUGUCAAGGAACAAACUGAGUGGUGCAAUCCCUUCUCAGCUUACAAGCCUGUAUUUCCUUUCGGUCCUGGAUCUCUCAUAUAAUCAGUUAGUAGGAAGAAUCCCAGUUACUAAUCAAUUUGCAACAUUCUCAUCAGAUUCCUAUGAAGGUAAUGAAGGAUUAUGUGGCCCUCCUUUGACAGAUAAUUGCACAACAAAUUCAAAUCAGUUACAGCCAUCAGCACCAGCUUCGAGUAAGGAAUUUGAUUGGGUAUUCAUAGUCAUUGGAACUGGAUUUGGGAUAGGCUCAGCAGUAUUGGUGGCACCCCUGAUAUUUUCAGACAAAGUAAACCAGUGGUACGACGACCACAUCAUUGACGAUGUCCUAAUGGCGAUCCUUCCAAUGUUUGGGUUGAUGUACAAGACUUCUCAUCAAAGAAUAAUCGAAGCAGAGGAAGAUUUGGAAGACGAAAACGCAGAUGAAGACGAAGAAGAUUGCGAUGAAACGGGGACUGAAGAAUUUCGCGGGCGGUAUUGUGUGUUUUGCUCAAAACUCGACGUUACAAGGAAAAGGGUUGUUCACAAUCCUGAGUGUAUUUGUCAUUACCAGCCACUGCCCAUGUCUUCUUCUACUUCAACUUCAUCCUCAUCUUCUUCAUUGGCACAUUCCGAGAAAACUUAAGCUUUGAUCUUUUUGCUCUUUUGUAUUUUGUUCUGUACAUACAAUACAAAAAGCAUCAACCCUAGAGCAGGGGUGAUAGCGACAGAAACUGAAAACAUAACUGUGUCACGUUGUAUGAAACGGAGUGUAUCAAUUUUGGUGCUUCUGGUUUUCAA
Molecule: messenger RNA, 3894 nt
Organism: Mangifera indica (mango)
Lineage: Eukaryota; Viridiplantae; Streptophyta; Magnoliopsida; Sapindales; Anacardiaceae
Product: receptor-like protein 34
Cellular component (GO): plasma membrane
Molecular function (GO): protein binding
Source: RefSeq, a predicted model, not a curated record